AUGGGAACUGUCAGCGGGGGCUGCACAGAUGAUCUGCUCCAGCAAGAGUGUAUCAUUGAUGAAGACUGUGACCCAGGGAAAUACUGCCAGUUCUCCAGCUUGGAAUACAAAUGUCAGCUCUGCAAGCCCCAGCACACACCCUGCUCCAGGGAUGUGGAGUGCUGUGGGGAGCAGCUCUGUGUCUGGGGCCAGUGCAGCAGCGCCAGGGCCAGCGGGGAGAAUGGCACCAUCUGUGAGAGCCAGCACCACUGCCAGCCUGGCACCUGCUGUGCCUUCCACAGAGAGCUGCUGUUUCCUGUGUGCACACCCCUCCCUGAGCAAGGGGAGCCCUGCCAGGACCCUUCCAACAGGCUGCUGAACCUCAUCAGCUGGGAGCUGGAGCCUGAUGGAGCGCUGGAGAGGUGCCCCUGUGCCAGUGGCUGGAGCUGCCAGCCCCAGAGCCACAGCAUCACAUCUGUGUGCCAGCUGCCUGCCAAUGAAACCCAGCACCCUGAAAAAGAAGGAGAUCCCUUAGUGAUGGAUGAGAUGCCCUUCCUCAGCUUGCUGCCCCAGGAUCUCCUCUCUGACUACGAGGAGAGCAGUGUCAUUCAGGAAGUGCGCAGGGAACUGGAGAGCCUGGAGGACCAGGCAGCUUUGAAACCUGAGCCUGACUCAGCUCAGGAGCUGCUCUUGGGAGAUGAAAUCUAAAGCCCAAGCACCAGUUUAGUCAGCUCUUUCUAGAUUUUUUUGUUUAGUGUCUUGCUUCUCUGAACCCUGAACACACACUGCUGGAUGGAAGUGCAAUAAACCAGGUCUUGAAGGAGCAUCCUUCUCUGUGCACCAAACCCGCAUGUCCCAGCUGCUGUGGAACUCAUUCAGCCCCUGGAGCAAACCUUCUGCCCAAUGGGAACCAUGACAGUGCUCUUCUGGAUUUGUACUUUCCCCUUGUAUGUCAGAAAUAAACUCCCUAGUACUUGUACUCAUUA
Messenger RNA from Ficedula albicollis (Collared flycatcher), 965 nucleotides. RefSeq names its product dickkopf-related protein 3-like. Gene Ontology annotation, cellular component: extracellular region. The transcript is spliced from 5 exons. Gene Ontology annotation, biological process: negative regulation of canonical Wnt signaling pathway; multicellular organism development. Lineage: Eukaryota; Metazoa; Chordata; Aves; Passeriformes; Muscicapidae. The record is from RefSeq and is a predicted model, not a curated record. The coding region runs from base 1 to 687 and encodes 228 amino acids. Gene Ontology annotation, molecular function: co-receptor binding; receptor antagonist activity.